This is a messenger RNA of Camelus dromedarius (Arabian camel), 2048 nucleotides long. It is a transcript of the gene COPS2, whose product is annotated as COP9 signalosome subunit 2. Gene Ontology annotation, molecular function: protein binding. Gene Ontology annotation, cellular component: COP9 signalosome. NCBI's taxonomy places the organism in Eukaryota, Metazoa, Chordata, Mammalia, Artiodactyla, Camelidae. The coding region runs from base 90 to 1442 and encodes 450 amino acids. Gene Ontology annotation, biological process: protein deneddylation. The record is from RefSeq and is a predicted model, not a curated record. The transcript is spliced from 13 exons.
AGAAGCUGGGAGUGACGCCUCUGAGCCGCGCAGGAUUGUGGGAGGAGGUUGUCUCCAAUUUCUCCUCCCCCUCCCCCCUCCCAGCCAAGAUGUCUGACAUGGAGGAUGAUUUCAUGUGCGAUGAUGAGGAGGACUACGACCUGGAAUACUCUGAAGAUAGUAACUCUGAGCCAAAUGUGGAUUUGGAAAAUCAGUACUAUAAUUCCAAAGCAUUAAAAGAAGAUGACCCAAAAGCAGCAUUAAGCAGUUUCCAAAAGGUUUUGGAACUUGAAGGUGAAAAAGGAGAAUGGGGGUUUAAAGCACUGAAACAAAUGAUUAAGAUUAACUUCAAGUUGACAAACUUUCCAGAAAUGAUGAACAGAUAUAAACAACUAUUGACCUACAUUCGGAGUGCGGUCACAAGAAAUUAUUCUGAAAAAUCCAUUAAUUCUAUUCUUGAUUAUAUCUCCACUUCUAAACAGAAUUCUGAUUUUUUAUGUCAGAUGGAUUUACUGCAGGAAUUCUAUGAAACAACACUGGAAGCUUUGAAAGAUGCUAAGAAUGACAGACUGUGGUUUAAGACAAACACAAAGCUGGGGAAAUUAUACUUAGAACGAGAGGAAUAUGGAAAGCUUCAAAAAAUUUUACGCCAGUUACAUCAGUCUUGCCAGACUGAUGAUGGAGAGGAUGACCUGAAAAAAGGUACACAGUUAUUAGAAAUAUAUGCUUUGGAAAUUCAAAUGUACACAGCACAGAAAAAUAACAAAAAACUUAAAGCACUGUACGAACAGUCACUUCACAUCAAGUCUGCCAUCCCUCAUCCACUGAUCAUGGGAGUCAUCAGAGAAUGUGGUGGUAAAAUGCACUUGAGAGAAGGCGAAUUUGAAAAGGCACACACUGAUUUUUUUGAAGCCUUUAAGAAUUAUGAUGAAUCAGGAAGUCCAAGACGAACCACUUGCUUAAAAUAUUUGGUCUUAGCAAAUAUGCUAAUGAAAUCGGGAAUAAAUCCAUUUGAUUCACAGGAGGCCAAACCUUACAAAAAUGAUCCAGAAAUUCUAGCAAUGACAAAUUUAGUAAGUGCCUAUCAGAAUAAUGACAUCACUGAAUUUGAAAAGAUUCUAAAAACAAAUCACAGCAACAUCAUGGAUGAUCCUUUCAUAAGGGAACACAUUGAAGAGCUUUUGCGAAACAUCAGAACACAAGUGCUCAUAAAAUUAAUUAAGCCUUACACAAGAAUACAUAUUCCUUUUAUUUCUAAGGAGUUAAACAUAGAUGUAGCUGAUGUGGAGAGCUUGCUGGUGCAGUGCAUAUUGGAUAACACUAUUCAUGGCCGAAUUGAUCAAGUCAACCAACUCCUUGAAUUGGAUCAUCAGAAGAGGGGUGGUGCCCGAUAUACUGCACUAGAUAAAUGGACCAACCAACUAAAUUCGCUCAACCAGGCUGUAGUCAGUAAACUGGCUUAACAGAGAACAAGCUUUUACAGACGUACUUAAGGCAACAGAGCAGAGAUGUAAUCCUUAAAAGAACUGGGAAUGGCAAAACUACUGUCGGUUGAUGUGUCCUGAAAAUUAUUGGAGUAUGGCAGAAGUGCUUUUUUUGAUCAACUGGUUUGUGUUUUGCUGCUGCAUUUAUCCCAAGAAAAACAGCUUUAAUCUCCAGAAGAAAACCAAAAUGCCAUGGGAUUUAUGCUGUAUUGACAUCUUGCCCUAAAACAUACAACAUCAUAGUAAUUUGUCAUGGGCAACAUGACCAGAGAGAAGAUUUUUGUCAUGAUUUUAAAUACACUGACACGCUACUGUUGGUUAAAUUUAAACAUGUUUUACCUGCAGAAAUUCUCUCACAAAUAACCUGCAAUAACUUGAAAUGCAUACCCUUUUGAACACUUCCUUUUCUCAUGUAUAAAUUAAAAUGUUUGCUGCAUUUUGCAAAAUGUCAAUUCUCCAAAAAUGUGUCCGUAUAUUUCUGUACCUGCAGUGUAGUAAAGGUUUAGAUGAAACCCCAUAAUUAUAGUGGCAUACUGUCACUUAGGUUUCAAGCAGCAAAAUAAACAGUGCAGCUCAGAAAUUGUA